ACCACAUUUAAUAGCUCUAUGAUCCAUACACAUUGCAUGCCUGACUGACUGCUGUUUCACGUGCGGCAUAGCCCUGGUGGUGUUAUUUAAUGGUGAAAUGUCAAAUAUUAAAAGGCAACCAACGAAGGGUUACCCUGGUGAUCGAAUCUUAUUGAGACGAAUAGAGGAAUACCUGUCUGACAAUGGAGGGCAGCAAUCCGUAGCCCCUUUAGCCAUAGCAGAUUGUUUGCAACAAAAAUACAGGGAAUACCAAAGACGAAAACGAAAUGUUUUUAGAAAAUCUGUCAGUAAAGUUUAUGAAUGGAUCUGCCAUCAGAAUAAAGAAGAAGCAAAGUCAUCAAUUACUUUUAACCAAUUCAGUGGAGGUGAUGACUCGGUUUCAAAUGAUAGUUUUUCUGAGGAAAAUCCAGAUUAUGUAGAAGUCAAAGACAAAAAUCUUGUAAAUAAUCGACUGAGUAACCUGUACAUGAAGAUAGACACACCAAGUCCAUCAAAAUCCCACUUAAAGCAGAUAGAUGGAGAUCAGGAGGAUUUGGCAAAUGUAGUGCUAGAAACAAAAACAUUACCAUUAGGAGUUCAGAGAGACAUUCCAACAGCAUCACCAAGAAAACGAAAAAGAAUACUGUCGAGCAAGUCACGGAGUCAUCCAACAUCAGAAGUCGAUGAGAAGAUAAACAAAAACUUAUUGGAAGGAUCAAAAAAGACAAAGAAAAAGAAUAGUUUUGAACCACAGAAGUCAGUUACAACAUUCAAGGACAUAGGUGCAAAUGAAAAUAAUCUACAUGAAAUAUGCAAAUUAUUAGUUCAUAUGAAACACCCUGAAGUAUAUCAACAGCUUGGGGUGUCCCCGCCGAAGGGUGUCUUACUACACGGCCCCCCAGGAUGUGGCAAAACAUUAUUAGGCAAUGCAAUUGCUGGGGAGCUUGAUUUACCACUCCUGAAGCUCUCGGCUCCUGAAAUUGUAUCUGGUGUUUCAGGCGAAUCAGAGAAUAACAUCCGAGACCUUUUUGAACAAGCCCAGGCAUGUGCUCCUUGUAUUGUAUUUAUUGAUGAGAUUGAUGCCAUUACCCCCAAGAGAGAAACAGCCCAGAAGGAAAUGGAGAGGCGGAUUGUGGCCCAGCUCCUAAGCUGCAUGGAUGAUUUAUGUAACAGUUCAUCUUAUGUUAUGGUGAUUGGUGCUACAAAUCGGGUAGAUUCCAUUGACCCAGCCUUGCGCAGAGCUGGCAGGUUUGAUCGUGAAAUCUCUCUAGGCAUCCCGGAUGAACCAGCUCGUAAGAGGAUUCUUGAGGUUAUGUGUAGAAAGUUGCAUCUAUCAGACGAUUUCGAAUUUGAUGGACUAGCCUCAUUGACUCCAGGCUUUGUAGGGGCGGAUCUGAUGUCUUUGUGUCGAGAGGCUGCCAUGUGUGCUGUAAACAGGGUAUUUAACGACUUGCAAUCAUCAUAUACUGUUGAAAAACACAGUACAGAGAGUAGCAGCAAUGAGGUUAACAGUUCCACUGAUGGACCAAUCACAAAUGAGGUUAAAGUUCAACAUAAGAAUAUUGAUUCUAAUACACAGCCAUCAUAUUUAACAAUUCUCAGUUGGCUUCGUGAUCAGCCUCCUCUGACUCAAGAUCAACUCAAGUCCUUGUGUAUUACAGUAGAUGACUUUAUGAAAGCACUUCCAUUAGUACAACCAUCUGCUAAAAGAGAAGGUUUUGCUACAGUUCCUGAUGUUACAUGGAACGACAUCGGUGCCCUGGAUCCUAUUAGAGAGGAGCUUCAACUGGCCAUACUUGCACCAGUGAGAAACCCAGCAGCAGUGAAGGCUCUAGGAUUAACCAAUCCUCCAGGAAUACUCCUUGCUGGUCCUCCAGGCUGCGGAAAAACCCUACUUGCCAAGGCAAUUGCUAAUGAAUCUGGAAUCAAUUUCAUUUCUGUGAAAGGACCUGAGUUACUUAACAUGUAUGUUGGUGAAAGUGAGCGAGCUGUACGACAGUGUUUCCAGCGUGCACGCAACUCAUCUCCGUGUGUCAUCUUCUUUGACGAACUUGAUGCCUUGUGUCCACGGAGGUCAAAUGUGUCAGAGUCUGGAUCAACAGCAAGAGUUGUCAAUCAACUUCUAACGGAGAUGGACGGGUUGGAGAGUAGAAAACAAGUAUACAUAAUGGGGGCAACAAACAGACCAGAUAUCAUUGAUCCAGCAAUAUUAAGACCUGGCAGAUUGGACAAGAUUUUGUACAUUGGGAUUCCAACUGCAGAAGAUAGGAUUGCCAUUUUGAAAACAAUUACAAAGAAUGGGACAAAGCCAUUGCUUGGAAGCGAUGUGUCGAUUGAGAAAAUUGCUAGAGAUGAACGAUGCAAUGGGUUCAGUGGAGCUGACCUAGCUGCCAUUGUAAGAGAGGCAGCAAUGGCUACGCUGAAGAAGGUACUGCAGAGCACACAAACUUCAAGCUUUGCACCUGUGCAAUCUAUUAGCACUGACAACCAAUUACUAUUGGAAAGGGAUCAAAAACUUGUCAUAAAUAAUGAAGAUUUUGAAAUGGCUUUUAGUAAAGUCAGGUGUUCUGUGUCUAAAAAGGAUCAAGAAUUUUACAACAAAAUGAAGAUUUGUCAGAUUGUGAAACAGAUUUGAAAUUAUAGGAACAAGAAAAUCUUAAUAGAUAAGAAUAAUUAUUAUACGCUCUACAGUAUUACAAUCAUAAUAUAAAAAAUACAGACUUUUUAUUAAAACUGGUAUAAAGAUACACUGCAACUCUAACAAAAGAAAUGGUUUUUU
Anneissia japonica is the source of this 2758-nucleotide messenger RNA. Its product is annotated as nuclear valosin-containing protein-like. The transcript is spliced from 25 exons. Gene Ontology annotation, molecular function: preribosome binding; RNA binding; ATP binding. Gene Ontology annotation, biological process: ribosome biogenesis. Bases 98 to 2614 code for a protein of 838 amino acids. Lineage: Eukaryota; Metazoa; Echinodermata; Crinoidea; Comatulida; Comatulidae. Gene Ontology annotation, cellular component: nucleus. The record is from RefSeq and is a predicted model, not a curated record.